Scutellospora calospora is the source of this 510-nucleotide messenger RNA. The record is from the annotation of a GenBank genome assembly. NCBI's taxonomy places the organism in Eukaryota, Fungi, Glomeromycota, Glomeromycetes, Diversisporales, Gigasporaceae.
AUGCCUUCCACACCGAAAGUAGCAACAGCUUCAGAUGGAGAAGGGGACGCGGACGAAUUUUCUACGUCGUCUUCAGAUCUUAUUGAUCAUGAAACAUUUGACCAACUACUUGAAAUGGAUGACGACGUUGAUCAAAAUUUCUCGAAAUCUAUAGUCGAGCAUUACUUUGAACAAGCAGAGUCAACGUUUAAAGAUAUGGAUAAAGCACUGAAAGAAGAAAAUCUUAUUGAAUUAUCAAAACUAGGUCAUUUCCUGAAAGGAAGCUCAGCCGCUAUCGGUUUAAAGAAGGUUAAAGCAUCAUGUGAAAAGAUGCAACAUUUUGGAAAUAUGAAAGAUGAGGCUGGCACAGAAAGCAUUUCUGAAGAAGAGGCACUAUCAAAAAUUUCGAGUCUGUUGGAAAAAGUCAAAGAUGAAUAUAAGGAGGCAGAAACUUAUCUUAAAAAAUUCUAUUCAGAACGGGAUGGUACAGAUCAGACGGAUGAGAAAGAUAGCCUCGCAGAAAAAGAUUAG